CCAGACAAGCAGGGCCCAGAUGUGUCAGUGACUGAGGCGGAGGAGCACUUACACAGGUUCAUUGAGGUCAACCAGGCUUGGAAGGUCCUGAGCAACAAGGAGACAAAUUCAAAGAGAGGGUGUGAUCUGCAGUUACGUGCCGGUGAACUGAAUCAAGGUUGGCCAGUCGAUGCCCGUGUCAGUCUGGACGACAUGACUUCCGAUGACGAUAACGAGGUGUAUGCCUAUGGCUGUUGCUAUGGAGGGGAGUUCUCCAUUGGAAGAGAGGCAGAGGAUGAAAAGGCCAUUUUGCGCUGUGACACCUGUUCCCUCAGCAUAAGAAUUGUUGCGAAGAUACUGGAGGUGAAGGAGUCCUGUAGCUCUGUGGCUUUCGGUGUGAAUGGCAGCCGUAACCUGAACCCCCUGUCAAAAAGUUGUGUGACCGUGCUUCUUGCUCCACCACAGGGUGACCCCAGGGUGUGGGAAACGGGCCCGUCCAUCCCCUCGCUGAGCGGAUCAAUAAGCAUUGGACACAAUAUCGACCCGCCGUCCCCCCAAAUGACCAUCAGGGAGUGA
Molecule: messenger RNA, 555 nt
Organism: Oncorhynchus nerka (sockeye salmon)
Lineage: Eukaryota; Metazoa; Chordata; Actinopteri; Salmoniformes; Salmonidae
Product: dnaJ homolog subfamily C member 24-like
Exons: 6
Biological process (GO): positive regulation of ATP-dependent activity
Molecular function (GO): ferrous iron binding; ATPase activator activity
Source: RefSeq, a predicted model, not a curated record